This is a messenger RNA of Notolabrus celidotus (New Zealand spotty), 2999 nucleotides long. RefSeq names its product solute carrier organic anion transporter family member 1C1-like. The record is from RefSeq and is a predicted model, not a curated record. Bases 561 to 2666 code for a protein of 701 amino acids. The transcript has 15 exons. Gene Ontology annotation, cellular component: membrane. Gene Ontology annotation, biological process: sodium-independent organic anion transport; transmembrane transport. Gene Ontology annotation, molecular function: protein binding. NCBI's taxonomy places the organism in Eukaryota, Metazoa, Chordata, Actinopteri, Labriformes, Labridae.
UGGGAGGCAGACGGAAUCAUUUAUCUAUGCAUGUUUGAGCAUGAUGCAGGUCUACCUCUGGGAAAUUAAAGCCACAACAUGCGGCAGGUCUGCUAGAUUUGUCGUCAGUUGUUAAAUUCUAAAGCACAUUUACGUGUUGUAGGUUCACAGACACACGGCAGACGUUUAGCACUAGCAUGCCCCCGCUUCUAGCCGCUCAGACAGGGGAAAGGUGGGACAUGGUAUAGCGAGUACUUUUCGCAGCUCUUUAAGGCGCAUCACGUGUGCAGCUCAGUGAACACAGUGCUCAGUACCCACCCUGUCGCUCCCGGUGAGACAUGCUGUUCUUAUGUACAGUAAGAGGAGGUGACUCGACCAGACCACGGUCUCUUUGUGCGACUGAAGCCUCGAAUGAAACAGCUGGACCCAUCUUGCCUUAAUUUUUAUUUUGAAAAUAGGAAGUUGGAGACGUCGCGAGGGGACGGGGUUAAAGCUGCGGGUUGGGUGUGGAUGAUCAGCUGCAGUAGAUCAUCAGAGGAGAAAACAUAUCUGACGUGAGGUACGGAAGAAGAGCUGUUUAGAUGAAAAUGGAUAACACAGCCUCAGGCAGCUGGACGCUAGAAAACAACCCCACCUCCUCCGCUGUGAAAAACUCCUGCCACCCCAAUCUAAAGAUGUUUCUUGCUGCCUUGUCCUUUGCCUACUUCGCCAAAGCUUUAUCCGGCAGCUACAUGAAGAGCACAAUAACACAACUGGAAAGGCGCUUUGAGAUUCCCAGCUAUCUGAUCGGCAUCAUAGACGGGAGCUUUGAAAUAGGGAAUUUGUUGGUGAUUGCCUUCGUGAGCUACUUUGGUGCCAAACUCCAUCGACCCAAAAUCAUAGCAGUCGGAUGUGUCCUCAUGUCUUUUGGGACUUUCUUAAUCGCCAUGCCGCACUUCAUUAUUGGACGCUAUAAGAUCGAAACAUCAGUUAGAUCUUCAGUGAAUUCAACCAAUAACCUCUCUCCAUGUCCAGCAAGCUCACCUGAGUCCACCAGGGCAGGUGACAGACCCUCUAUACUACCUUCCAGAGGCUGUGAGCGAGAGUCCAGUGUCUCCAUGUGGAUCUAUGUGUUUCUUGGAAACGUCCUGCGUGGGAUCGGGGAGACUCCAGUGCAGCCUUUGGGAAUCUCCUAUAUUGAUGAUUACGCACAACCUGAGAAUGCUGCCCUGUAUAUUGGCUGUGUUCAAACCAUAUCCAUCAUUGGUCCUGUCUUUGGGUACCUGCUUGGGUCCCUGUGUGCAAAGAUCUACGUUGACAUUGGCUAUGUGGAUAUGGAGACAGUGACCAUUACCCCUAGUGACGCCCGCUGGGUGGGGGCUUGGUGGCUGGGCUAUCUAAUUGCUGGUGCUAUCACCCUCAUGUCUGCGGUUCCUUUCUGGUUCCUGCCUAAAUCUCUACCCAUGCCGUUAGAAAAACACGAUACCAACUGCACCCCUGAGCAAACCAGGUUCAUCAAAGACUCCCCGACCAUGGCGCACAAAUUCCGACCUGAAGAGCCGGCUAAUUUACAUCAAAUGGCCAAAGAAUUCAUGCCUACAUUGAAGAGUCUCCUUGGAAACCCUGUGUACAUCAUCUACUUAUGUAUUACCAUCAUUCAGUUCAACUCUCUCAUCGGGAUGGUAACCUAUAAACCCAAAUUCAUCGAGCAGCACUACGGCCAAUCAGCAUCCAAAGCCAAUUUCCUCAUGGGCAUGAUCAACAUCCCAGCGGUGGCUCUUGGGAUGUUUUCUGGAGGAGUGAUCAUGAAGAAAUAUAAGCUGGGUAUCAUGGGAGCAGCCAAAUUCUCCAUUGGGACCUCCCUGCUGGGUUACUUCCUGUCACUCUUCUUCUUAGCCCUGGGCUGCGAGAACGCCAAGGUGGCAGGCAUCACGGUUUCAUACACAGGAGGGGAGAGCCUGUCUUAUCAGGAUCAGUUUCUCUUCUCUGGCUGUAACUCAGGUUGCUUGUGCUCAAAGAGGGAUUGGGAUCCAGUAUGUGGCGAGAACGGGAUCACCUAUGUGUCACCGUGCUGGGCUGGAUGCAACUCGUCUACUGGAUCUGGCAGAAAUACGGUGUUUGAUAAUUGCACUUGUGUAGCGCUGGCUCAUACCCAACCGAGCAACCUGACAGCCACUCUGGGCCAGUGUCCACGCAGAGACAGCUGUGACAAAAUCUUUCCAUACUUCCUGGCUCUGUCCGUGGUCAGCUCCUUCAUCAUCUCUCUGGGGGGAACACCUGGCUUUGUGCUGCUUGUCAGAUGUAUUAAGCCAGAGUUGAAAUCUCUCGCUCUUGGAAUCCACACGCUGGCCACUCGCACCCUCGCUGGAAUCCCCGCCCCCAUAUACUUUGGAGCCAUAAUUGACACAACAUGCCUCAAGUGGGGAUACAAGAUGUGUGCAGGAAGAGGUGCUUGCAGAAUAUAUAACACCUCAUCAUACAGGAUCGUGUACCUGGGCCUGACGUUGGGCUUGAGAACAGUGUCCUUCUUCCUCUGUAUCCCCGGCUUUGCUCUACUAAAAAGGCAUAUUAAGAGAGAGGAGAGAAAUGCUCUGACUAAUGGGAGUGCAGAGUUAGAGACACUACAGAAAGAGGACAACAGCUACACAAACUGUGAGCAGUUCAUACCUGCCUCAGAUCGCAAUCCCGACAGGGAGACACGCUUAUAAGCCUUAGCACAACCUUGUCUCGUUUGACCGGGCUCCAUAGAGCACAUAGCAUGUACAGAGAAUCACUGUGGACACUUUCGUAGCACAUCAAGUAAAUAUUUGUACAGGAUUUGUGUAGACAUACAAUUUUUUAUUUCUGCAAUGUAUACAUUUAUGUUUCCGUGUUUUUCAUGAAUUACAACCUUUUGUAGAAAUGCAAAAAAAAAUGUAACUGUGCUGUAUUUUAUAAUGUUGUCAUCAUUUUUAUGAAUAAAUUUGAUCAAAUGAAUUUACAGGUUUUGAUGUAUGUUGAAGUGCCAGAAGAAGAUGGUAAAACACCAUAAUGUCAGUCGG